Penicillium daleae is the source of this 2820-nucleotide messenger RNA. Its product is annotated as MIF4G domain-containing protein. Gene Ontology annotation, molecular function: protein binding; RNA binding. Gene Ontology annotation, biological process: ribosomal small subunit biogenesis. Bases 1 to 2820 code for a protein of 939 amino acids. NCBI's taxonomy places the organism in Eukaryota, Fungi, Ascomycota, Eurotiomycetes, Eurotiales, Aspergillaceae. Gene Ontology annotation, cellular component: nucleolus. The transcript is spliced from 2 exons. The record is from RefSeq and is a predicted model, not a curated record.
AUGCCAAUCGGCCAGCAAUGCCCGGGAGUCUCGUGGGGGAAGAGGAAACGCCGCUGUGUGGGGGUCACCGCCCUGCGGUUUGGCGGGCAAAACGUGUGGCACUUUGAAAAAAGUUCGCUCACCGCCAGGCUAUCGGCCUCUUCUUCGACUGAACGGCGCGAUCAAUUCCAGGAAAUAGCCACCAUGCCACGUCCCCAUCACAAUACGACCUCCCUGCCGCGUGAUUUGCGCGCGGAACUGGGGAUCAGGGAUACCUAUGGCGACAAGAAGCGCCAGCGCAAUGGACCUGCAAACCGGAAAGAACGCCGCCAGGCUGAGCGAAGCAAUAAGAAGUCCGGGAAACCCGCCGCAGUGCCAGUGAAGAAGAGUUUCCAACGAAGACCUGUGGAGAAACGGUAUGAUGAGGAAGAGGAAGAGAAUGAUGACAACUUUGAUGUGGAUUUGGACGAGGAAUCGUCAAGCGACGAUACACCGGCUGUGACGAACAGCAAGCGAGUUUCAGCCCAAAAGCUACCGUCAAUCUCUAAGUCAGCCAUAACGAAAAAAUCGGAACGGCCGCUCGAAGUGAGCGAGGAGACCGACAAUGAAAGUGCCGAGUAUGAAGGGCAAACCGAAGAGGAGGAGAGCGACGAGGACAGCGGUGCUGAUAGUAUCCCACGAGGCGCCCAUAUUUCCGAAACGGUCAAAUCCAAGCUCGCUCAGGAUGACGCCGAAAUUGCCGCUCUGGAGAAGAAACUCGGACUCAAAAAAGGAAAGAAGCUUCCCAAGGCAUUCGCCGAGGACGGGUUAGAGGAUUUGAUGGGAGAUUUGGGCGAGGCGUCUGAAGAUGAUAGCAAGAAGCGCAAGCGGGAAGCCGAUGAGUGGCUUCAAAGCAAGAGACAGAAGGCGUUACAGCGCCAGGCCCAAGUUUCAGAAGAGGAAGACGAAGACGACGAAGACGAGGAGGACUUUGAAAGUGACGAUGGCAUGGAUAAUCUGGACGAGGAAAUCUUUGGUUCGGAGAGUGAAGAUGAGGAUGCCGAAGACAGCGAAUUCGACGGCUUCGAUAAGGAAGAGGAAGCAGCGCCUAAGAAACGUGAAAACCCAUAUGUGGCACCCGUGGCCAAGACUGAGACAGCAGCACCUCAGAAAUACAUUCCGCCAUCAUUACGAGCUCGUGGUGAUCCCGAGAGUGAAGCCCUUACUCGACUACGUCGCCGGGCCCAAGGACACCUGAACAAGCUGUCCGAGGCAAAUUUGGUAUCUAUUCUUGCAGAGUUUGAGAAGCUCUACCGAGAGCAUCCACGACAAAAUGUCACCUCCAUGCUCAUAAGUCUACUGAUGGGUCUCAUUGCCGAGAGAUCCGCUCUUAACGAUACUUUUAUCGUCUUGCACGCUGGCUUUAUUGCUGCAGUGUACAAGAUCAUGGGUAUGGACUUUGGCGCUGAGAUUGUUCAGAAGAUUGUGGAGGCCAUGGAUGCAGGAGGUGAUGAACGUGGAAAGUUUGAGGGCAAGGAGUACAUCAAUCUCGUCUCGCUCUUGUGUCAGCUGUACAAUUUCCAUGUCAUUGGACACCCUCUGAUGUUUGACUACAUCCGCCUUUUCUUGCAAGAGAUCACCGAGACCAACACGGAGCUCCUGCUCAAGAUCAUUCGGAACGCUGGUCCUCAACUGCGCCAGGAUGAUCCAUCUGCGCUCAAGGACAUUGUCCUGCUGAUUCAACCCGCCAUCGCCAAGGUCGGCGAUGGAAACCUCUCUGUCCGUACCAAGUUCAUGAUUGAAACUAUCACCGAUCUCAAGAACAACCGGGUCAGGUCUGGAAUUGGUGCCAGUGUGACUUCGGAGCACAUUACCAAAAUGCGCAAGAUUUUGGGCUCUUUGAAUAACUCUCGUGUGAUCCGUGCAUCGGAACCUAUUAACAUCACUCGCUCGGAUAUCCACGACUCUUCCAAGAAGGGCAAGUGGUGGCUCGUAGGUGCUAGCUGGAGGGAAGACCCUCUAGUCUCUGCCCGCGAAGAAUUGUCUGGUAUGCAGACGAAGAAUGCCGAUGCUAUCAUGGAGGAUGACAGUGAAGCCGAGCCGGAUUUGGCAGACCUGGCCAGAGCCCACCGUAUGAACACGGAUGUGCGUCGCUCGAUCUUUGUUGCUAUAAUGUCUGCGACAGACUUCCAAGAUGCCCAACUUCGUCUUCUCAAGCUUCGACUGAAGCGUGCGCAGGAAUUUGAGAUUCCUCGUGUUCUGUUGCACUGCGCAAUGGAGGAAGAAGCCCACAAUCCCUACUACACUCUGAUUGCACGACGUCUUUGCGGAGAGUCAGGCCGCCGUCUGAAGAUGUCCUUCAUGUUCGCUCUCUGGAACAUCUUCAAGCGGAUGGGUGAACGAGGUGACGAUGAGGAAGAAACCGAGUUCGACGCCGAUGAUGAAGAAACCAGCGUUAGCAUGAAGGCUGUGGUCAAUCUGGCCAAGAUGUACGGCAUGCUCAUCGCCGAUGGAACUCUAUCGUUAGCUGUCCUGAAGAACCUCAACUUCGCCUAUCUCCAGCCCAAGACCAAAACAUUCGUCGAGCUCUUGAUCAUCAGUAUCAUCCAGCAGUCGCAAAAGACCAAGAAGGCACAGAAGAAGAAAAAAUCAAGCAAGUCUAGCUCCGAUGAUGCCAAGGACGAGGCGCCUCUCAUGCAGAUUUUCCUGCGUGUCCAAGAAGCACCUCAAGCUGCCAAGGGCUUGAUCUAUUUCAUCCGCAAGGUCGUCGCAAAGACCGACCUUGUCGCUGAGAAAGAGCUAAAGCUGGUGCGCUGGGGUUGCAAUGUGGCCGUGGAUGCCCUCAAGGCUAUUCAAGAGUAA